Phycodurus eques (leafy seadragon) is the source of this 3440-nucleotide messenger RNA. It is a transcript of the gene slc17a7a, whose product is annotated as solute carrier family 17 member 7a. Gene Ontology annotation, cellular component: excitatory synapse; synaptic vesicle membrane. Gene Ontology annotation, molecular function: neurotransmitter transmembrane transporter activity; L-glutamate transmembrane transporter activity. Bases 42 to 1793 code for a protein of 583 amino acids. The record is from RefSeq and is a predicted model, not a curated record. The transcript has 13 exons. NCBI's taxonomy places the organism in Eukaryota, Metazoa, Chordata, Actinopteri, Syngnathiformes, Syngnathidae. Gene Ontology annotation, biological process: regulation of synapse structure or activity; monoatomic anion transport; synaptic transmission, glutamatergic.
CGCGGGAGAGGAGCACACGGGCCGGCUGAGCAGCAAGAAGGAUGGAGGUCCGACCUGACAGGUUCAAGGCGGUCGCGGCCAAAACUCUGGGCAGAAUUAACAGGUUGAUUGACAAGCAGCAGCCCAAUGGAGAAACCAUCGAGCUGUCCGCGGAGGGCCGUCCUGAGCUGGUGCAGGAGAAGGAGCUGCCCGUGGUGGACUGUACCUGCUUUGGUUUGCCCAGGCGCUACAUCAUUGCCAUCCUGUCUGGCCUGGGCUUCUGCAUCUCCUUUGGCAUCCGCUGCAAUCUGGGUGUGGCCAUUGUAAGCAUGGUCAACGACCACACUGUCUACAAAGGCAACAAGGAAGUGCUGGUGGCUGCACAAUUCACUUGGGACCCAGAAACAGUGGGCAUGAUCCAUGGCUCCUUCUUCUGGGGCUACAUCGUCACACAGAUCCCUGGAGGCUUUAUAUGUCAAAAAUUUGCAGCCAACAGAGUGUUUGGCUUUGCCAUCGUGGCCACGUCCACCCUCAACAUGCUGAUCCCAUCUGCCGCUCGCUGCCAUUACAGCUGCGUCAUACUGGUCAGAAUAUGUCAAGGCCUUGUUGAGGGUGUGUCGUACCCGGCCUGCCAUGGCAUUUGGGCAAAGUGGGCUCCUCCGCUGGAGAGAAGUCGAUUAGCCACCACAGCCUUUUGUGGAUCCUAUGCAGGGGCUGUGGUGGCCAUGCCUUUAGCAGGGAUACUGGUGCAAUACACUGGGUGGUCUUCUGUUUUCUACGUCUAUGGCAGUUUUGGGAUAUUCUGGUACUUAUUCUGGAUAUUGGUGUCCUACGAGAGUCCAGCUGCCCAUCCCACUAUCACACCAGAGGAGAGGAAGUACAUUGAAGAUGCGAUCGGCGAGUCAGCGACGUUUCUCAACCCUCUCCAGAAAUUCAAGACGCCGUGGAGGCAGUUCUUCACCUCUAUGCCUGUCUACGCCAUCAUUGUGGCCAACUUCUGCAGGAGCUGGACCUUCUACCUGCUGCUCAUCAGUCAGCCAGCCUAUUUCGAAGAAGUCUUUGGCUUUGAGAUCAGCAAGGUGGGCAUGGUGUCAGCUUUGCCCCAUUUAGUGAUGACCAUCAUCGUUCCCGUGGGAGGCCAGUUGGCGGACUACCUUCGAAUUCACAACCUGAUGACCACCACCAAUGUCAGGAAGCUCAUGAACUGUGGAGGUUUUGGCAUGGAGGCCACCCUGCUAUUAGUGGUGGGAUAUUCUCACACAAAAGGUGUUGCCAUCUCCUUCCUGGUCCUUGCCGUUGGCUUUAGCGGCUUCGCUAUCUCAGGUUUUAAUGUCAAUCACUUGGAUAUUGCACCUCGAUACGCCAGCAUACUAAUGGGCAUCUCAAAUGGGGUGGGAACCUUGUCUGGAAUGGUGUGUCCUCUUAUAGUGGGAGCCAUGACCAAACAUAAGACGCGUGAGGAGUGGCAGUACGUUUUCCUUAUAGCAUCCCUGGUUCACUAUGGAGGAGUCGUUUUCUAUGGACUCUUUGCAUCGGGAGAAAAGCAGCCGUGGGCCGACAUCGAGGACACCAGCCAGGAGAAGUGUGGCAUCAUCGAUGAGGACGAGCUGGCCAACGAGACAGAGGAUCUCUACCGUACCGGCGGCGGCCAAUACGGGGCCAUGAGCCAACAGGUGGUCGGUUCAAACGGCGGAGGGUCCGGAGGAGGCGGGGCCGGAUGGGUGAAGGACUGGGAUAAAUCUGAGGAGUACGUGCAGCCACCUGGAUACAACUCAUACAAGUGCAGCGGAGUAGAGGAGAUGAAGCUGACGUAGAAGAGUGACUGAACUGAUACAAGUGUGUACAAAACAAGAAGAAAAAAAACAGGAAGGAAAGAACUUGCUCUGUGCUUCUGUACAAUUACAAAAGUGUGUUGAUUAUUGUGUGUGUGUGUGUGUGUGUGUGUGUGUGUGUGUGUGUGUGUGUGUGUGUGUGUGUGUGUGUGUGUGUGUGUGUGUGGAUUUAUGUGUUUGGAAGGGUGAGAGGCAACACGCGUGCAUGUCAGUGUUAGAUUUGACAAUGUGCAACACAUACAGUAUUUUUAUGCUCAGCUCAUCCCUCAGACAUCCUCCCUGAUGCACGGUUCGCUGUGAUUGGUCCAUUUCCAUCAUGUGGAGGAAGUGCAGCAAGCGUCUCCCUUAUGUUGUAUUUAAAAUCUAAUGUUUAAGCUGCAGUAACUUUUUUUUUUUUUUUUCAGGAAAUGCAUGUCUGCGGUUUUAGAUAAGAAUAAUUUACAUGAUGAAGAGUGAUUUAACUACAUGCACACUCAUACACAAGUACAAGCACAAACACACAGUGUUUUAUCAAUCACAUCCUUGCAAAUAUUCUCAACAUUGUUUCCAUGUUUGAUACCAUGCAACUUUGAAACAUCUAAAACAAAGACGAAAAAAGGUGCUUAAUAGUUGCAUAGUGGCAGGCUUAACAUGGGUGCAAAUUUGACACAUGCUCGAGAUGCAUGUGGUGUCUAGAUAAAGCUCACCUGUGUCUGAUCUAACACGGUCAUGCCUAUCUCGGUUCAUGGGUCACAAGGUACAUAUGAUGAGUAAUCAUCUGACACUCAGGACUCUUCAUUUGGUGUGGAGAGUUAACUGUUUUGCCAUCGAACUGCUGCAAAAUAGUCAAAAUCUGGUGUGUUGUAUUUGUCUUUUUUCUGUCACUUCCUGCUUUCUCUUGUCUCAUUCAGUGCAGUUUUUUUUCCUAGUUCCUAAAAGGCAGCCAUAUGAAAUCAGUGGGUCAGUAGUAGUGUUGAGUAUGUUGUUCUGUCGGUUGGGUCCAGGUGCUUAAACGUUGUGCAGUGAGCAUGUAAUAAUGAGCACAACUGUGCACUCCCCCCUAAUCCCUCUACUCCUUUAACACACUUAUACACAAGGUGGUUGUCUCAUGCUGUGAGCGCACUCAAACCCACCAUGCAGUGGGCAUAGAGAGCAUUAGCACACAAUUUGGCACCCAUGUCUUGCUCUCAACACCCACUUGACGCAACAACAUUGUGUAUUGUAUUAUAAGAGAGUGACUUUUCUUGUUUUUUUUACUUCAAAACAACUGUUUCUGCCCUUUAAAAGCAAUCUUGAUGCAAUGGCAGCUGGGUAAUGGAGUCACGGGGAGGGGGAUUUACCAAGGGUUUAUUUUAUUUUACAGGUGAAAUGCUGCAAAAAUACGAAUGAUGAUUCCUGUGAACAUUUUCAGUUGUCAGUGUUGUAUCAGUGGAUUUUAAAUCAACUUUUCUUGUUUCAGUUCAUGGCUACUCCAAUGUUGUUUUCCUCCCUCUCAAUGAAAUGUGUUGAAACGUGAUGGGGAUUAGUGUAUAAACAAUUAAAUCUUAAAUAUUUGAAGAUGCAAAAAAAAGAAAAAAAUGUGGAAAAUACUCAGUGUACAAAGGAUGGAUGAUGUGAAAUAUCCUUGUGUAUAAUAAAGAUAAGCAGCAA